AUGGUUUAGAUAAACAACUUUGCAAGUCAAUAAUAAAUUAUUCUUGAGUACUGAUUAAUAAUAAUGGAUGAAGAAACAUUAAACAGACUUGCUGCAGAAGCGCUAAUUGAAGAAGCCAAAUUAGGAGCAAGAAGAGCAGAAGUUAUGGGACCAAGUGGUUGGAUAAAACCCAAAGAGACAGUGAACAAAAGAUUUUUACACUCGACAAUACGUAAUGUCAUAAUAUCAAAUAAGCACCGUCACAAAGACAGCAAAUCCAGUAGCAACGACCGUGACAGUUCCAGAUCAAGUAAAAAAAAUUAAUUAAGUGAAAAAUAAUUAUAGUUAAUAAAUAAGUGCAGUCUUAAUAAGAAACAUUUAAACUAGAUUUAUUUUUUCUAUAAAAAAGAUGAUAACAAAUUGUUAAUUUCAUUAAUAUAUAUAUACAAAGAAACAUAUACUCAUAUAUAUGUAAUUUUUUAAUUUCACUUUUAACCAGUCACCAAUUAUAUAUAUAUAUAAAAAUAUUUAUAUAUUUAUAUGUAAAUAUAUUUAUAUUUAUA
Microplitis demolitor is the source of this 542-nucleotide messenger RNA. RefSeq lists its product as uncharacterized. The transcript is spliced from 2 exons. The coding region runs from base 64 to 303 and encodes 79 amino acids. Lineage: Eukaryota; Metazoa; Arthropoda; Insecta; Hymenoptera; Braconidae. The record is from RefSeq and is a predicted model, not a curated record.